Scophthalmus maximus (turbot) is the source of this 6425-nucleotide messenger RNA. Its product is annotated as protein Jumonji-like. The transcript is spliced from 8 exons. Lineage: Eukaryota; Metazoa; Chordata; Actinopteri; Pleuronectiformes; Scophthalmidae. The coding region runs from base 540 to 3161 and encodes 873 amino acids. The record is from RefSeq and is a predicted model, not a curated record.
UGUUCUCAGCUUCGGUACCUUAAUGUCAAGAGAAGCUGCGCAUGUAAAUGUCUCGUGUUUCUCACGGAGGUCGCAUGGGGAACCGAACCGAACCGAACCGAACCGACACGAACCGGUGGACUGAUGUGACGUCACUCAGAGAGAUUCUCCCCGGUUUCCGGGUCACGUGGUGGACGCACACAAUAAAACGCGGAGCUCUCGAGCUCGUAGUUAAAACGAUGCGCGCGCACUGAGCCGGUUCGGUAACGGGCGGCUCACGUGACUGACCGCGGCCGGUCCAGGCAGCUCGCGGUGCUGAGGGUCGGUGCCGGUGGUCGCGGAUGCACCGGGCGGAUAUAACGCGGUGACUCGGCGUCGUGUUGCGGACCGUGUUCCAGUGUCCGGUGGUCGGUGCGCUCAUGGCGCACAGGCCGGUGAUCCUGCUGGAGGACGGAGCGGUGGAACUUCUGGAUCUGUAAGAAAAACCCAGCAGCAGAGUCGAAGGUCAAAAUAAAGAAGCUUCUGUAAUUCAUGUUGCCGCUCGGUGUCAGCUGGGCAAGAUGAGUACAGACAGACCCAAACGCAACAUCAUCAAGAAGAAAUACGACAUCAGCGAUGGGAUGCCGUGGUAUGAAGAGCGUCUGGUCCGCAAAGUUCUCUUCCUCUCCCUCAGGGAAUUCAGGAACACACAUCGUGCCACGCACUCGCACUCACACUCACACAUACAUACACGCGCACGCAAACGGACGUCCAACAACGCACUCUUACACUGUGCGUCACGACAGACGUCGACGCUGCCCAACACACACGCUCAGAGGAACACGCGCAACCGACGCAACGUCCACGAGUCGCAGUCGGGAAAAGUCGCGCACGGACAGAAAAACACACAAAACGCACACAUUUCAAAACACAUACGCCGUCAGGAACAAACCGACAGAGGGAUAAGAACCAACUUGUCUCAGGCUCCGCCCACACCAAAAACUAAAUGUACCUACACGCUGCAGAACAUGCGGACGCAGUCGGAGACGUGUCCGGGGAAGAUCACAACACACGACGCUCGGCGGAGGCGGACGUCACCGACCAGGACGCUGCGUUCACAGACAACGCACGGAAGUCGGUCGCUGCACAACAACAAACAGACACAAAGUAAAAAACACUCAGAGAAAACCAGCUGCUGCGCUGCUGCUUCUGGAAACACACGGAUGAUGAUGAGUGACCUCGCCACGCCCAGAACCCUGAGGUCACGCGCUCCCAUGGGCCUCGGCGGCCCCCGGGUCAACGGCCUGAGCCGCUGUCAGCCGCUCCUGUCGGCGAGUCCCAGCAGGGGUUGGUCCGUAGAGACCCGCCCCCAGCGCCGACGUCUCGCCAACACUCACUGUGACAAGGACGACCCAGCAAACAAGAGACCAAGGCUGCAGGCACAGAGGAAGUUUGCCCAGUCUCCUCCCAGCUCUCCAGGACCAGCAGCCCUGAUGUCAUCAACGCGGCGCGGCCCCAGCGUGGCCGUGGUCACGUGUCUGACCCGGCGUCGACCCAAGACAGAGGAUUUCUUGUCUUUCCUCUGUUUGAGAGGUUCAGCAGCGUUGCCAAGCAACAUGGCCUUCUUGGCAAAUGGACGAGAGAAGAUGUCGUCUGAUACUCGUCAUUUCACUUCCUGUCUUUCCGCCAGUCACAGGACUGUUGCUGAUGGAAAGAAAACAAAUGUAUUCAGUCGGACAACAGAGCAGCGAGACUCCCGGUCUCUGAGAGGGAGGUGCUCCCUCGACCCUCCGACUCCCCGAGAGCAGUGCAGGAAGAAGAGGGAGGAGGAGCAGAGGAGGAGGAAGAGGGAGGAGGAGCAGAGGAGGAGGAGGGAGAGGAUGGAGAAGGAGAGGAGGGAGAGAGCUGAGCGACACCUCCUGAGACCUCGCCAGCUCCCCCUAAAGGUCAGGAGGACCAACAAGGUUGCCAUGGUGACUGCUCAACACAGAACCUCCAGUGUCAGGUCAGUUCCUCCCUCGAAGCCUCGUGCCGGGGUUGGCAGCAUACGAUCCCCCAGACCCUGCACGAGGUCAAACAAUACCUGUAAACUGAGGGGCCGAGCCCAGGAAACCAGCAACAAACACCUCUCCCGGCAAAGCAACCACCAGCUGCCUCGAAAACAGCAUCUUCCUCUUCACCACCGACCCGUCUCUAACCACUAUAGCAACCCCAAGACCUUCAGCAGUCUCCAGAACUCAGGAAACGUGUCCGGCAGGAUUCCUGCCCAUAUGCCAUCGACUAACGGCUCAGUCGUCACACCGCUGAAUGAGAAGCCCGGGAUCCUGAGGUUGUCCAGAAGGAGGAGAGGUCUCCCUCCAGACACCAGCCCUGCCCCACUCAGUCGCGUUUCUUUGGACAAAACUUCAUCCAAGAAGAGCAGAACACUGCAGUACAACCAUGGCGAUGUCUCACUGGAGAGCCACUGCCACACUGGUGAAAUGCUGCAGAAGGAGGCCAGUGCCGAUGAAGAUGUUCCAGAGGAGUGUGUGAGCCAUAUGGUUAAAACCAUCGGUAGCAACGAUGACAAACUUGAACAGGACGGAUGUGGCUAUGUUGGAGAGAUGAGUUUCGAGACAGGCAGUUGUAUUCGUGAAGACUUACAGGAUCAGGUAAAUGUUGGAAAGUUGAGUUUGGCGAGCGUCGCUGAUCUGGAGCCCUCUCAAGAGAAGAUCAGCUUAAUCGACGUCAUCUCAGACUAUGACCUCAGCCCCGUCAGCGAGGUCAUGUGCAGACACGUGAGAGAAAAAAGGCUCCGGAGAAAUCAACCCACUUCAUCCACGAUCCCCAAGACGAUUACCAGCACCGCUGCCACUUCUAGGACUUCUUUAACUAAAGCUGCUUACAACUCAAAGACGCCUGCAUACGUGUACACUGACCCACCAGGAACUUAUUCUGCCAAGCACACUGGUAAAGUAACUAGCAAAGGUACCAUCAAGGACUUGACCAAGUGUACUUCACCAGCCAGCAGUUACUCUAUCCAUAAUCCCCAAGGUGCUGCAGAAGACUCUUCCAAUGGAACCACAGAGGACUCGACGACGGACACUGUACUUGUCGGUAGCUCGAGCACUUUCAAGGGCGCGACAAAGGGCCUUAACCAGACCAAGUCUACUACCUCAGCGAUGAAGACCAGGACCAGCCCUCGAAUCCUUCUGAAGCACUAACACCUGAGCUUCAUCCGAAAACCUUCACAGAUUUCACUGUUCACUAACAUGAGAGUUCUUGUCAAAGACUAUGAGGAAAAUAUUUAAAAAACCAUCAUUGGAUACUGUUGGUUGUGGAUAAGAGUAGGUCAAUGGUUGUUGGCUGGUUGGAUUGUGAGUCGCUAUGACGAUGGCUUGUUCUCUGGAAUGGUUUUAUUUCUCUAUAAAUGAAAUAGAUGAUGGAGACAGAGCAUCGUGGCAGACGUGUUGUAUAGUAUUAGUGCACUGUAAAGUGAAAGCUCACUGCUGUAUCUGACUCAAUAGUUGAUAUGUUUGUAUUAUAUUCACAAGGAAACAGCACUGGCUUCACCAAAGCACAUACAAUAACUUGUCUGUCUGCUGAACAGUUUUCAGAAGCUUAAAUGGAGAAAUCUGUCACUUAUACGGCCUCAUAUGCCUUUGUCAGGAUACAGUACAGUUUAUACAGGAACCAUGUGUUCAAGAUUGUGUUAGAUGGUAACAAAGGUCUUGAGAGGUUCUCACCGUAAAUCCGGAGCAAAAUUAAAGGAGAGGUUCAGUUUUUUUCACAUCUGUCGAUUUCAGUUUCAAGGGGCAGUAAGCGAUUUUAAUCCAAUAUACUUUUUUGUAAAAAUCUGCAAAUAUUUCCUCACUAGCGACAUGUGCUACGACUCAGGGUUUUGGCCCCGUGGUUAGUCCAUCCAUCUCUCAUAGGCUGCGGGUUCGAGCCUCAACCAGUAAAAUCAUCCACAACAAGCGAACUGGAGACAGAACCUCAUUGUUCCCAUCAGAUCAGUUUCUUUUAACAGACAGUUUGAACUAGAACAAUUAUUACGGUUUCAACUUUCAUACGAGGUCAUGAAUGAUUGACUUGGAAAGAAUGUGGACCUGUCCUUUAAGGAGUCAGCGUCCAUCCUCUGGUUCCCCCUCCCUCGCCCUCAACUCUCUUCACCAGCCUACUGUACGUAUUAAUAUCAGGACCCUCCAGUCUACUGGUCUUUUUAAUGGACACAUGUUUUGAAGACGCUCACACGUUAGAUAUACAAGAACAACAGGUGUUUGUUUUUUUAUUUCUCUCCACUGAACUCUUUGAUGCCCACACUGUACUGUACGUACUAAUUUUGUAAAUCAAAUGAAUAGACUGUAUAUAUAACGAUGGAUUACGCUUCUCCACGUCUCAAGAUGUUUCACAAUGUCUUCAUUGAAUUAAAUUAACUGAUUGAAACCAGCUGUAUAAGAGACUCGAAGAUACAUCAGUGUGAGAAGAACUAGCUCAAAUGACAGAAACCAUCUUUGGAAAAAUUUGUCUCAUAACUUUUUUUUUAAUUGGUCCAUGUCCCAUCCACUAAUAUGGAGAAGGUGGAGUUUAUGACCUAAACUACAGCCAGCCACCAGGGGGCGAUCAGGAUGACAUGGCUUCACUUUUGAGGGAGCUGUCAUGUCGUCCAUCUUUAUUAGAGCCCGACCAAUAAGGAGUACAAGAUUCCCGAUACGAUACAUGGGCCGAUAUAUAUAUGUGUGUGUGUGUGUGUGUGUGUGUAUUUUAUGUUUAUUUAAAUCUGUCAAUGAUUCCUUAGAUGUUGUUAUCAAACCUUUAUGAGGAAAUGUAAGGGUUAGGUUCAAUGUUUAACCAUAAACUAUAUCAUAAAUAACUAAGAUAUAUAAAUUAAAAAAUAAACAUAUUUUACCUAAAAUAUAAACAUAAAUGCACAUUUAAAGGCUCAUAUCUGUUGGUCGGGCUCUGAUCUUUAUAUACUGUCUUCGAUCAGAAGAGGUGGAUGUGAACUGACGUCUUUUAUCUGAGGCUGUGGUUCGAUUCUUCUGUAGAUAUUAGAGGACAUAUGUUUUGUGAGGCGGCUCCACGACAGAUACUGUAUAAAUAAUGACUUCCGAUGUGACCCUCACUGUUGGCGUGGCCAUCGUACAAUAACUGAUUGUACAAAACUCUAGUUAUCGUAUUUUACCGGAGAGUCGCUGAGAGUGAGGACGACGUCAGGUGCUAUCAGGUGCUAUUUGCUUGUGUAUUGGUGUAUUUUGGGUAGAGGAGGAGUAGAACUGUUGGGCUGUAUGAGUCAGCACAUUAAUAAUUAAUAUUGCACAUUUCCUCACAGUUCAAAAAAACGACCUGCUUAGGAUUUUUUUUUAAAACAACUGAAUCUUUGCUUAAUUUCAAAUUAACACGUUUUGAAUUUGCAGCGAAUCAAUCAUAUUUAUAUUUAUAUGUAAUCCUUUAUAGACCCUUUACUGUACAAAACAUUUACUGUCAUUAUCUGUUAAAUAUCAGUAUAUGGUUUAUAGAGGAGUCAUUAAGUCAUUACAACUCCCUUCAAAAGAUAUUCAAGGUUCCACUCAUGUUACUGUACAGUAACAUGAGCUUUAAACACUGUGGACACUGCUUCUUCAUCACCAUGACACCGAUUUUACACCAAACACAGCAGCUGAGGUUCAUCUGCGACCAAGAACACGGCACCAACCACCAGAUAAGAGUCGCUCAUUGGUUCGCAGGUGUGUUGCCCCGUCUCCUGGAAUUCAAGGGUUAGAGUUAGGUCAUCUUAGAGAUUGGGUAACCUAACCUCUAGGGUAACCUCUAAGGUAACCUAACUCUAACACAGCCUCGACUGGAGCUCCAGCAGCUUCCUUAUCAGCUACAAACCACAAACAAAAAUCACUGUAGACCUUCUGGACAAUCUGACUUCCUGAAACAGGAUCCACACUGCAUGACUCUGUACUGUGCCUGUGUUAAGCGGAUUACUGAGCUCACGUAUCCAACAAGGGCAAUUUCAUAAAGGACCUCUACGGCUUGUAAGAGCAGAGGAAAAUGAAAAUCAUGAAUAUGCAAGUUAGUGCAGCUAAAAUGUGGGUAUAAACACAUCCAUUUACAGUAAGAGGUCAAGUACUUGUUAUUCAGAACCUCACACACACACAGCUGAGCUGUCUCGAAGAUACUUGAUAGCAAUAUAACUGUUCCUUCCAGACACUGACUUCAUGUGGUCAAACUAGUUUUCUUUUUCAAGAGAUGGCUCAUAACAUAACAAAUGAAUUCAUGCCUUGAUUCCUGACUUUAUUAUUUUUUUGUGUUUUGUAUCUCAUGCUAGUAAACACAACUUUAACGUGUUAUUAAAGAUGUCGCGCCGACUUUCAGGUCCAGAGUGAACAUAGACAAUAUGAUAACAAAUAUUUGUGCAGCCACAUCUGACGUAACUGUAAAAAGUCUGUAAAUGUGAAUGAUUUGAUUUGACAAUUUGUAAUAAAUCAUUUCUUUGUGCA